This is a messenger RNA of Thlaspi arvense, 234 nucleotides long. NCBI's taxonomy places the organism in Eukaryota, Viridiplantae, Streptophyta, Magnoliopsida, Brassicales, Brassicaceae. The record is from the annotation of a GenBank genome assembly.
AUGAUGAUACCGCUGCGAAAGAGCCGGAGGGUGGAGGAUACACAGGUUGGUGCAGGAACGGUUGCUGCUAUGCAGGAAGCAAUGGCUGCCUCCGCUGCUGUCGUUACGCCAAUGAGGCAACUAACAGUGUGGGGAUGCAGAAACACAGCCGCAGCCAAGUCGCAGAGAAAUUGCCUAUGGAAGAGGAAGCUUCUUGGAUUCGGGCUCAGAGCCGACCCUGAAAAAGGGAGCUAA